UAAGGAGUGAGUAGGUGGGUAACUGGGUGAAGACUGGUAAUAGAGUAGAAGCAAACAGAUGAAGAUAAAGAAAGUAAGUUACUGAUUUAUGUUAUAUAGACUUAAGGGGAAAAAACAAAGCAGUCUGGGAUGAACCUUUCUCUUGGCUUCAAAUCAGCGAUGGGAGACUCCAGUUCAAUGGAGAACCUAGAGAAGCAGCUGAUUUGCCCCAUCUGUCUGGAGAUAUUUACCAAGCCAGUGGUCAUCUUACCCUGCCAGCACAACCUCUGCAGGAAGUGUGCCAAUGAUGUUUUCCAGUCCUCCAACCCCCUUUGGCAGAACCGGGGAUCUGUCACUGUGUCUACAGGGGGGCGUUUCCGUUGCCCAUCAUGCCGUCAUGAGGUGGUAUUAGACCGACAUGGUGUUUACGGCCUACAGAGGAACCUAUUGGUGGAAAAUAUCAUUGAUAUCUACAAAUCAAAGUCUACCAGGCCACUUCUUCCCAAAACAGAGCAACAACAGCUGAUGUGUGACCAGCACGAGGAGGAGAAGAUCAACAUCUAUUGCCUCAACUGUGAGACGCCCACCUGCUCUAUGUGCAAGGUGUUUGGGGCCCAUAAGGACUGUGAGGUGGCCCCACUGCAGGUCAUCUUCACAAGACAGAAGACAGAGCUAAGCGAUGCCAUAUCCAUCUUGGUGGCAGGAAAUGACAGAAUACAGGCACUGAUCUCACAGAUGGAGAAUAUUUGUAGGACCGUCGAGGAAAAUAGUCGGCGCCAGAUGCAGCACAUCUCUGACAAGUUUGAUGAACUUUCUGGCAUCUUGGAAGAGCGUAAAAGGGAACUAACAGAGAGCAUCAGCCGUGAGCAGGACCAAAAAUUGGGCCACGUCCGUUCCCUUAUCCGUCGCCAUGGAGAUCACUUGGAGAUGUCCGUCAAACUGGUGGAGACAGCCAUCCAGUCUAUGGAGGAACCUCAGAUGGCUGUGUUCCUGCAGAGUGCAAAGGAAGUGUUCAAAAAGAUCACAGACACUGCCAAGGCCUCCAACACUGAGCGGCCAGAGGUGGGCUACGAGAGCAUGGCCCACUUCAUCAUUAAUACAGAGUAUGUGGCCGACAUGCUGAGAGGCAUCAACUUCCAAACAGGAAAAGAUGGGGACAGUGUUAAUGAAGGCCCUGAAGUUCUGUCAACUUCGCCUUGCCAGAGUUGUGAAUCAGAGAGAGACGUUAAAUAAUUAGCCCCAAAGUUAGUUUUAGAUUAAAUCAUUAGCCUUUGAAGAAAUGUGUAUUUUCUUUGUACUUCCUAGUAGCAAUGAUCUACAUAGCAUGUUAGAUCAUUAGUUCCAUGAAUUCAUAAUGUAAACAAGACAAAUUAAACCAAUUAAAGAAAAUAAAUGUUCUUCUGCAUAUACAGUACAUUACACUUAAACCAUCAUCGAGUGGUGAAAACAGCUUCAUUUACUGACCUCAUGUGAAUUUUACUCAUAGAAUGAGACAUAAAGUCAUUGAUAACACAUUUUAAUGUUACAUUAGUUAAGGCUUUACAUGUAGUCUUGAGCAUCCUCAAAUUUAAAUGUACUUCUAAAUGCCUCCCACAGUGGUGUGGCGGGAGUCUGAAUGUCCGCAAACAGUAUACCGCUGCUCGACUGUUUUGAACAUCUUUUUACCCCUGAAUGAAUAACAAAGACCUUUUCCAGAAGUACAGUGGUUACAGAAAGUAUUCAGUCCCCCUUAAAUU
This is a messenger RNA of Xyrauchen texanus (razorback sucker), 1715 nucleotides long. It is a transcript of the gene trim54, whose product is annotated as tripartite motif containing 54. NCBI's taxonomy places the organism in Eukaryota, Metazoa, Chordata, Actinopteri, Cypriniformes, Catostomidae. The transcript is spliced from 8 exons. The coding region runs from base 130 to 1212 and encodes 360 amino acids. The record is from RefSeq and is a predicted model, not a curated record. Gene Ontology annotation, molecular function: zinc ion binding.